This is a messenger RNA of Diversispora eburnea, 609 nucleotides long. NCBI's taxonomy places the organism in Eukaryota, Fungi, Glomeromycota, Glomeromycetes, Diversisporales, Diversisporaceae. The record is from the annotation of a GenBank genome assembly.
AUGUUAGCUAAAACCUCUAUAAAAGCCAAAGGUAAUAAACCUGCCACAUCAAAAAAUUGGAAAUUUGACCAAAAAAGCCAUCUAAAUGCACUCAACAUACUUGCUAACCCUGAACAUCCUAGUGUACAUGCAACUGCUCGAAGAUUUAAUAUUACAGAGGCAACUCUUAGACGUGCAGUUAAAAAUAAUAGUUUGCCCAAACGUCCUGAUUCUGAAACUGUUCUGAGUACAUAUGAAGAAACACAACUAGUAGGUUAUUGCAAGAAUAUGCAAAAAUUGGGAUUUGGAUUGACAAGAUCGGGAAUAAAUCAUUGUAUAAUGGAGAUCGUGUGCAGUGAUAAACAUGAUUAUCCAUUUACUAACAAAGGGCCGGAAAGAGCUUGGUGGUCAUCAACUUUUUCCCACGACCUCUCUCUAGAGUCUUUUUCUUUUGAUAAUGAAUCUCAUGAAGUACUGUUAGAGGAAACAAGCGAAGUGCCGUUGGAGUUAUUUGAUCAUAAUAAUAUUGGUUUAACUGAAAAUCCUGAAGAAAUUUUGCCCAGCGAGCUUUUUGAACAGGAAAAUAGACUACUUUAUCCGAUAGCACCAGAAAUGUCUUUUAACACUUGA